This is a messenger RNA of Callorhinchus milii (elephant shark), 2299 nucleotides long. RefSeq names its product heterogeneous nuclear ribonucleoprotein H3 (2H9). Gene Ontology annotation, biological process: regulation of RNA splicing. The transcript is spliced from 11 exons. The coding region runs from base 135 to 1445 and encodes 436 amino acids. Gene Ontology annotation, cellular component: ribonucleoprotein complex; nucleoplasm. Lineage: Eukaryota; Metazoa; Chordata; Chondrichthyes; Chimaeriformes; Callorhinchidae. Gene Ontology annotation, molecular function: RNA binding. The record is from RefSeq and is a predicted model, not a curated record.
GACGGGCGAGCGUUCAGCCGGAGCCGGGGCCUUGGAGUCGGCACAAAUCCGGAAAUCUUGUUCUUCUUGUACCAUCGCAGGCGGUUAUCGCUCCAAAUCUCGCUCAGCCGGCGCUCUGCUUACUUGUUUUAGUCAUGCUUAAGGCGGACAGCCCGAGCGAGGGAUCACCGACCGGGUUAGGCCCGGUGGCGCAGGUCGACGAAUGUGAUAUUGUGAACGGAUCUUCUGGAGUGCGAUUCACAACAACAAAGGGCGUCCGUCCAAGUGGAGAAGCCUACGUUGAACUAGAGACAGCUGAAGACUUCAAAAAAGCUUUAGCGAAAGACCGGAAGUAUUUGGGACAUCGUUACAUAGAGGUUUUCAAGUCAAACAGCAGUGAGAUGGAUUGGGUACUAAAACACAGCGGUCCAAACCACCCAGAGCCCGUUGAGGACGGGACAGUGCGACUCCGUGGACUUCCAUUUGGUUGCAGCAAGGAAGAAAUUGUUCAGUUUUUCUCAGGGUUGGAAAUCGUGCCAAAUGGGAUAACUUUGCCGAUGGACUACCAGGGGAGAAGCACAGGGGAGGCCUUCGUGCAGUUUGCUUCAAAGGAGAUAGCAGAAAAAGCACUGGGGAAACACAAGGAAAGAAUAGGGCACAGAUACAUUGAGAUCUUCAAAAGCAGCAGGAGUGAGGUCAGAGCAUACUAUGAUCCACCGAAAAGGCUGAUGGGGCAACGACCAGGUCCAUAUGAUCGGCCAACGGGGCGGAGUGGUUACCUUGGCGGACUUCCCAGGGGUAGUGUUUAUGACCGGAUGCGCCGUGGAGGAGGUGGAUACGGUGGUGGUUAUGGUGGAUAUGAUGACUACAAUGGAUACAAUGACAAUUAUGGCUAUGGCAAUGAUGGAUAUGAUGGAGCAGGCAUGAGAGGUAUGGGCAACCAUGGGUAUGGGGGAGCCGGAGAUGCAAGUUCUGGCUUCCUCAGUGGUCACUUUGUCCACAUGCGUGGCCUCCCUUUCCGGGCAUCUGAAGAUGACAUUGCACAUUUUUUCUCACCGCUCAAUCCGCUGAGAAUACACCUUGAAUACGGAGCUGAUGGCCGUGCAACCGGGGAGGCAGAUGUAGAGUUUGCAACCCAUGAAGAUGCAGUGGCUGCCAUGGCUAAAGACAAAGCUCACAUGCAACAUCGAUACAUUGAGUUGUUCUUGAAUUCAACUGCUGGAGGUUCAGGCAUGGGCAGCUAUGGACACGCUGGCCAAGGAGGGUAUGGCUCCAGUGGCCAGGGUAGCUAUGGUGGCUACGGCGGCCAAGGUGGUAUGGGGGGAUAUGGUCGCUACGGAGGGAGCAGUGGCAGUGGAGGUGGCGGCUACUUCAGUGGUUCUAGUCACGGAGGAAUGGGGAUGGGCAGCAUGGGGGGAGGGGUGGGCAGCAGUGGGUGGCGAGGCAGUGGAGGGUGGUACCAGUAAGCCGAUUCUGCAAUCUUUUUAUGUGCAGUACAGUUGUGAAGCAAACACUGACCCCGUUGGUAAUUUUGGAGGCGUUUUCAAAAUGUGUUUUAUAUUCUCAAGAACUUGGUAGUUCAAAGUCAGCAAUAUUCUGGUUCUAUUUCUAUAACUGGUUCCGCAGUACUAAGAUUUUACGAUAGUUACGAUUUGUGCCACUUGUGAUAAUGUUCAUUCUAGAUUUGGCUUUUUUUUAAGUGUUUUAAUAUCUGGAUAUUUUGUUCCUGUGCUUUUAUUUUUCAAAUGUUUUUUUUCUUUCCCCCCCCCCCCCCCCUAUCCCAUCCCCUUAAUGACUGACUAAAAUAAACCCUUUCUGGAAAACAAGCUGUUGGAGUGGUUGGACUUUUGUCAGUUCUGCAACAUUUAGUCAACCAACUGUUUUUAGGAAAUUUACUGGUGAGGUCUGAGUUAAGGCCUCGUCCAGAUACACGCUGCCACUCAAAUACAUGGAGAUGCUGAUCAGUAGGGCUACUUAAUGGCACCUCUGCUUAGUAUAUUAUGUUUGGGGGGUUAUUUAAGAAAAGCAGAUUCUCAAAUUGACAUAUCAAAAGGUGUAGAAAUAGUUACAGCUACUAUAACCGCAGGGCCAACUUUUGAUUUUUAUAGCUUGUUGUAACAGAUGGAGAUUCCGUUGCUCGACUUGUUGAUGUCUGAUAAAGGUGUAUAUUUUUCAUUCACCCCUCCAUGCUGUGAUUUCCUCGUUUGUGCAGCAUGUGCGACCUCUGUCAUGCUUCUGUAUUCGAUGAACAGUUAAUUCUGACAAUAUAGGCAAUUAUCUGAUGCAGAUUUAUUUUAAAUAAAAGUUUGUUUCACUUCCA